CCCCAGUGAGGGGUGGGGAUGGGAGUGAAGGGUGUGGAGGAGACUGACUGUGGUUAGGAGCCCCCCAGUGAGGGGUGGGGAUGGGAGUGAAGGGUGUGGAGGAGACUGACUGUGGUUAGGAGCCCCCCAGUGCAGGCAAGGGAUGAGGAUGACAGGUGUGGAGAAGACCGUGGUUAGGAGCUGCCCCAGUGUAUUGAGGAGAUGGGGGCGAGGGAUGCAGAGAAAAUUGUGGUUUUGAUCUGCCCCAGAGAGGGAAGGCAUGGGGAGUGAGUGAACCAGAAAAGACUGUGAUUAAGAGCUGCCCCAGAGUGGGGAGGAGAUGAGUGUGAGGGAUGUAGAGAAGACUGUGGCUAUGAACCACUUCUGUGUGGGGAGAAGAUGGGGUGAGGAUCAGAGAGAGACAAGACUUUUGUCAGGAGCUGCUUCUUUAAGAGGAAGUGUUGGAGGGAAGAAACCGGUGAUAAGUUAUACCAAUGGAGGGAUUGGUUGGGGUGGUGCAGAGAAAAUCAUGUUGAGGCGCCACCUCACUGAGGGCAUGGGAAAGGGCACAGAAAAGAUUGAUGGUGGACAGGACAGCAAUGGGGGCAUAGAAGAUCUUGAUUUGGAGCCACCCUCAAGUGUGUGUUGAGGAAGCCAGGCCCUGGAUUGGAGGAUGGAGGAGAAAGAGGGGCACUUGGUUAGGAACUAUCCCAGUACUGAGAGGGGUGGGUGCAGAAAAGGCCUUGAUGAGGAGCCAUUCCAGACCUUUGGGGAGUUGAGUGGACCUUGAUCAGGACGGAGUCACAUUUGGGGAUGGGGGUUGUGGGAGAUGAGAAGACUUCGGUUAGCAGCACCCUCCCCCUGCCCCCUGUGCUUUGUGAAGGUGUGGGGGAAGAUCAGACCUUGGUUAACAACUCUUUUCCACCUGUGCCCUAAAGAGGGUUGAGAGACAAAAGAAGCCACCACAGUGCUGUUGGGCGUGGGGAGGGGACAAAGAAGUGAUUUCUUCUGGAAGUGGAUUGUGGGGUGGGGAGAAAAAUGAUGUGUAGAGGGAGAAAACACUUGUUAGUGUUGCCCCAAAUACUGUGAAGAGGUAGGAGGAUGGGAAGGAGAAGACCUUGGUUAGCUGCCACCCCAGAGCUGCUGGCAUGAGGGGGCAGUUAUGACGUUAAUCGGCAGCCACCCUGACUGUAGGGAGUGGAGACAGAGAAGACCUUGGUUAGCAGUCACCCCACUGCUGCGGCCGAGUCUGUCUUGUGCAGCAAGAGAGAUCCUAUGAGGAUUUUUAUUGCAGUCUCUUUGUUAGCUACAGACACACAGCUCACAGCUUUCAGCCAGGUUGUGGGAGAUUUGCUGCCAAACAAAUACAUGACCAUGGGGGAUAUGAAGACCCCCGACUUUGACGACCUUCUUGCAGCCUUUGACAUCCCAGACAUGGUUGAUCCUAAAGCAGCUAUUGAGUCCGGACAUGAUGAGCAUGAAAACCACAUAAAACAGAAUGCUCAUACAGAUGAAGAUUCUCAUGUGCCAUCAUCCUCAGAUGUUGGUGUGAGCGUCAUUGUGAAAAAUGUACGUAAUAUUGAUUCUUCUGAAGGAGUGGAUAAGGAUGGCCACCAUUCCACAGGCAAUGGCUUACAUAAUGGUUUUCUAACAGCAUCUGCUCUUGAAAGUUUUGGUAAAGAUGAAGGGAAGUGUCUGAAAGAGGAGGGGUCAACCUCUGAGACUACUCUGAAAGACUCAGCUUUCAACCAGUUUAGCCCAAUCUCAAGUGCUGAAGAAUUUGAUGAUGAUGAAAAAAUAGAGGUGGAUGAUCCUCCAGAUAAAGAAGAGAUGCGUGCAAAUUUCAGAGCAAAUGUGUUAACAGGAUCAGUUUCUCAGCAGGAAUAUGACAAACUAAAGAUGCUUGGAGGGGAAAACUUGAUUAAACCUGGAAUUCCAGCUUCAAGUAAUGUAGAUAAAAACAAAGGUGUUAAAAGAGAAACAGAAACAAACUCUGUGAAUUUAAGUGUCUACGAACCAUUCAAAGCCCGAAAAAUAGAGGACAAAUUGCUAAAAGACAAUUCUGAAAACAGGGUACUUGAUGGAAAACUAGGUACUGAAAAAGGUGAAACAAACCUUGCCAGCAUUUCACAGUCCAAAGCAAAGUCAUCAGCAAAGCUUUCUUCAUGCAUUGCUGCAAUUGCAGCACUGAGUGCUAAAAAAGCAGCUACAGAUACCGGUAACGAAUUACAGUCUACUUCAAGAGAAUCUUCUCCAUUACCAAAAGACAUGAAUGAAAGUCCCCGGGCUGUUGAGAAAUCACCUGAAUCUCAGAGUCUUAUUGAUGGUGCUAAAAAACCAUCUAUAAAACAACCCGAUAGUCCCCGAAGUGUAUCAAGUGAAAACAGCAGCAAAGGGUCUCCAUCUUCUCCUGCAGGGUCAACGCCAGCCAUUCCAAAAGUUCGCAUAAAAACCAUCAAGACGUCCUCUGGGGAAAUCAAGAGAACAGUUACAAGGGUGUUGCCAGAAGUUGAUUUGGACUCUGGUAAAAAGCCAGAGCAAACUGCUUCCAUGGUAGCUUCCAUGACAUCUCUGCUAUCUUCUCCAACUUCUGCUGCUGUUCUUUCUUCUCCUCCUAGGACACCUCUCCAGUCAGCAGUUGUCACCAAUGCAGUUGCAUCUGCAGAACUUGCACCAAAACAGGUCACUAUUAAACCUGUGGCUACUGCCUUUCUCCCAGUUUCAGCAGUUAAAACAGCAGGAUCACAAGUUAUUAAUCUGAAGCUUGCUAACAAUACUACGGUGAAAGCCACUGUAAUAUCUGCUGCUUCUGUGCAAAGUGCCAGUAGUGCCAUUAUUAAAGCCGCUAAUGCUAUACAGCAGCAGACUGUUGUGGUGCCAGCAUCAAGCCUUGCCAGUGCUAAACUUGUGCCAAAGACAGUCCAUCUUGCCAACCUUAAUCUUCUGCCUCAAGGUGCUCAAACCACCUCUGAACUCCGCCAAGUGCUAACAAAACCUCAGCAACAAAUAAAGCAGGCAAUAAUUUCUGCAGCAGCCUCACAGCCUUCUAAAAAAGUGUCGCGAGUCCAGGUGGUAUCAUCUCUGCAGAGUUCUGUAGUGGAAGCAUUCAAUAAGGUGCUGAGUAGUGUUAAUCCCGUCCCAGUUUAUGUCCCAAACCUCAGUCCUCCUGCCAAUGCAGGUAUAACAUUACCAACACGUGGUUACAAGUGUUUGGAAUGUGGUGAUUCAUUUGCUCUCGAAAAGAGUCUGACACAGCAUUAUGAUAGGAGGAGUGUGCGAAUUGAAGUGACAUGUAACCAUUGUACAAAAAAUUUAGUUUUCUACAAUAAAUGCAGUCUUCUUUCCCAUGCUCGUGGACAUAAGGAAAAAGGAGUUGUAAUGCAGUGCUCCCAUUUGAUUUUAAAACCAGUCCCAGCAGAUCAAAUGAUAGCGUCUCCUUCAAGCAAUACUGCUGCAUCUUCUACUCUUCAAAGCCCAAUGGGAGUUGGCACACAUACUGUAACCAAGAUACAGUCUGGCAUAACUGGAACAGUAAUAUCAGCCCCAGCAAGUACACCUAUCAUUCCAGCUAUGCCUCUAGAUGAAGACCCAUCAAAACUCUGUAGACAUAGUCUAAAGUGUUUGGAGUGCAAUGAAGUUUUCCAAGAUGAGACAUCUCUUGCUACACAUUUCCAGCAGGCUGCAGACACAAGUGGACAAAAGACUUGCAAUAUCUGCCAGAUGCUGCUUCCUAACCAGUGCAGUUUUGCAUCACACCAGAGAAUUCAUCAGCAUAAAUCUCCAUAUACGUGUCCUGAAUGUGGAGCAAUCUGCAGAUCGGUCCACUUCCAGACCCACGUCACUAAGAACUGCCUACAUUACACACGAAGAGUUGGUUUUCGCUGUGUACAUUGCAAUGUUGUGUACUCUGAUGUGGCUGCACUCAAGUCUCACAUUCAAGGUUCUCACUGUGAAGUCUUCUACAAAUGUCCUAUCUGUCCCAUGGCAUUUAAAUCUGCACCCAGCACACAUUCUCAUGCCUAUACACAACACCCUGGUAUCAAGAUAGGAGAACCAAAAAUAAUAUAUAAAUGUUCCAUGUGUGACACCGUGUUUACCCUGCAACCCUUGCUGUAUCGCCACUUUGAUCAACACAUUGAAAACCAGAAGGUGUCUGUUUUCAAGUGUCCGGACUGUUCUCUUUUAUAUGCACAGAAGCAACUUAUGAUGGAUCAUAUCAAGUCUAUGCAUGGAACGUUGAAAAGUGUUGAGGGGCCACCAAACUUGGGUAUAAAUUUGCUCCUGAGCACUAAACCCACAACUCAAAACUCAGCCAGUCACAACAAAGAGGAUACAAAAUCCGUCAACGGAACAGAAAAGCUGGAGAAGAAAUCUCCCUCUCCUGUAAAGAAAGCAGAGCCCAAAAAAGUAACCAACCCUGGCUGGACGUGCUGGGAAUGCGAUCGACUCUUCACUCAGAGAGAUGUGUACAUAUCCCACAUGAGGAAAGAGCAUGGAAAGAAACGUGUACAAGGGAUUUAUACCCUGAAGAAGCAUGCUACUUAAGAAACAUAAGAACAGCCAUACUGGGUCUGACCAAUGGUCCAUCUAGCCCAGUAUCCUGUCUUCCAACAGUGGCCAAUGCCAGCUGCUUCAGGCGGAAUGACCAGAACAGGGCAAUUAUGGAGUGCUUACCUGUAAGAAUGUGAGUAGUCCCAUAAGCUUCAGUGGGGCUCCUUACAUGCUUAAAGUUAGGCACAUAUUUAAAUAUCUUGCUGAACAGAGUCUUAAUCCCUCAAAUGGGACUAAUAAUUUUGCAAUAUCACAGGAGAAAAUGGUUUAAAAUUUUUUUCAACUGGCCUAAGGAGUCACAAUUUUAAAAAUUAAAUAUAAAAUGGAAGUUGGGGUCAGACAGGACUGUGUCUGUAAAAACUUCUAAUUUAGGAUUAACCCCAUUUGAUAUAUUUUCCCCAUUAUCUGUCAGAGGUCCUGCAGUCAUUCCUAAGCAGUGUAACCAUUAGGGAGGAUGUGCACACCAGCUGACGAUCUGGCAUUCGAAACUGUAGAGAUGAAAUAACUGUCCCUAAAAUCGUCUUCAGUUCCUCUUAUUUCUGGCAGCACAAGCAAUCGGAAACAUUCCCUUUUGUCCUCAGCCUGUUGUAAAGUUAGGAUUUAGGGUUGUUUGGGGAUUUUAAGUUAGGUUGGGCAGAUCUGGAGAGGUGCUCUACAUUCAAGACAUGUACCUCCUGUGACAUUGAAAUGCCCAUAUGAGAUCAAGGGUUUGAGAGUUGUUUAAGAAUUGGUAUUUAUGUAGGGGCUAUUUGGCUGCAGGGGAUAGGAAUGAAUGGAGCCAGAACUUAAUGUCAUCCUCCUGGAAAAGUCCUUGCUGCUCAUUGCUUUGAAGCUGAUGGAUAGGAAUAGAUGGAUUCACCUCUGGAGCCCAGUUCCCAAGCAUUGAUCUAAGAACUCGGAUCAGAAGUCCCAAAUGGAAUACUGGGAGAUUCUGAUUUACCUGGCCAGUGCCCAUGAGAAAAAGAGGAAGGAGAGGAAGUUUGAGUCACUCUGGAGGAAAAGCAUGGUCUCUGUCAUAAAAGGAAGAAAUGAUCCUAGAUAUCAGAUAUUUCUUCUUCUAGGCACAAGGCAGACUCUGGAUCAGACUGUGUCUCAGUGCCAUCCUCUCACUUGAACCUGAAUGGCAAGUAUAAGCAAUCCUCAAAUCAGAGCACUUCAGCUCAGUGUCUGAGUGAUCUGGAUUUCCUUCUAUGGGCUCAGUGCUCCUAUCUAGGGUCCAACCCAGUUCUUUCAGAUCUGUUGCAUAUUCAGACCCAGAGAGUCCUUGGAUCUAAGAGUCUCCUAGUUGGGAGGGGAUAGUCUGAGUGAACCAGGAGCCUGGUUCUAAUUAGCUCAGUUGAAGGCUCAUCUAAGUCAAAGUGAUCUACAUUAGAUCUGUCAGCAUCCUUUUGGCUUUUUCUUUCAAUCCUCUGUUCCACUGGGGGACUGACUUAUCAAUUUCUGUUUAAGCUGUCAAUAAAAUUAAAUUAUGGCUGCGAAGAUAAACUUCUAAUUGUAAACCUUCUAGUUUUCUGAGUGAGCAGUGUCUUUCCUGCAAGCUCAAGAUGAUAGACCUGCUGUUUAAGGGACUGACUUGCUGAGUUCUUGGAUUGGUGAUAUGCUAAAUCAGUUAUAGGGGACAUUAACAAUGGCUUGUUCUUUGAGCUUUUGCAGCCCAUAAGUAGGAAGAAGUGUUCUUCGGAUACUAGAGACCCUCUGGCCAUUCUCACUAGGAGUACCAUCACUACAGAUGAUUCCAUUAAUCUUUUCUCUUUUAGAGAAACACAACACAAUAGAGGGCUUUUAUGCUGGCACCUGCAGCUGCGUCUAUUUCAAGCAAGUACAAUUUUGAAAAAAAUCUCCUGAGAGCUCAGAAUGAACUGACAUAAAUUGUUCUGCUUCUUUCCUUUCUUUUUGGGAUUGUUUUUCCCACCUCCUUCCACAUGGUAGUCUAUAAUAUAAAACCAUUAGAUCCUCGAAAUUAUGAAGAAGGCUUAUGUCCUACAAUGGAAUGCCAUGCUAUACCCCAUCUUUCCGCAUGCCUUUUCAGGGAUCUUUCCUGUGAGUUGAUGUUGUGACAUGAAAUCACCGUGCAUCAAAUUUGGCAGAGCAGUGCUUCAGUCUAUUUUCAAUUAGGUAUCCCUCAUCCUUCCUCCUGCAGUUGUCUUUGCUGCUUCCAGAGUGAAGAUCUGCAGAUGCAAUUUGGCAGUGGAGAAGGGGUUAUUUAAAAGUAACUGGAGUUAUCUGAACAUUGCCUAUGUAAAUUCAAACUGAUCCUCCCUUUUCCCCCUCUCUCUUUGGUGGCAGAGAAGAAUUGAAAAGGGGGCAAGGGCAUCUCUUUUUUAAUUACAAUUUACAGUAAUAGGUAGGUGUGUGCAUGCCUCUUAAUGGUCACACAGUUUAGAAAUUGUUCUGGGACCAGUGACUCCUAAAGUGUCCUCAAAGAAUAAAAGAUCUUGGUAAGUAACCUUACUUUGUUAUUUUUAAAAGAUUGAAAAUGUCUGCUGCCUUUGAUUACCUUGCUAGUUAAUAUUUUAUUCUUUUUCCCUUCU
Messenger RNA from Chrysemys picta bellii (western painted turtle), 7061 nucleotides. The record is from RefSeq and is a predicted model, not a curated record. Lineage: Eukaryota; Metazoa; Chordata; Testudines; Emydidae.